CUUCUCCUGCUGUGGGUUAGGGCCGGUCUGGUCCCCAAUCCACAGCCCCUUACUUAGUGUCGCAGUCCGCCCACGCCCCGGAUUCGGGCUGGGUCUUGAGAGAGGCGGGGAGGGGGUAGUGGCGGUUGGAAAGUCAUCGUACUUCUCUGUCGAGUUGGAUCAUGGAUUUCUGUUUUAGCCCUUUAAGUGGGAAGUGAGGUCAGGGAUUUUUAUUUUUAAUUUUCGGUAGAAGCAGAUUGACAUCAGGGCCCUCCGAACCAAGAAGGAUUUAACUUAAUGCUGCUCCCGUGUUUGAAGGAGGACAAAAAAAAAAAAAAAGUCCCACCUGGCAAAAAUUUCGUAACGUCUUCAGUAGAAAACACCAGGUAUCUUUUAAAUCGCGAUAGCUAUCGUUGUGUGUCAAGGCUGCAUUAAGCGACGCUCCCAGGGUAGCUAGGUUUUAGGUCUGAAACAGAUGCAGAAUCCAAAGGCAGCGCAAAAACCAGCCAUCGAUUUUGCUAUGCCUCUGAGCAGCGAGGUAAUCUGCCAGCUCCAUGGAGUCUGAGCAGCUGUUCCACAGAGGCCGCUACAGAAACAGCUACAACAGUAUCACCAGUGCGAGUAGCGAUGAGGAGCUUUUAGAUGGAGCAGGCGUUAUUAUGGACUUUCAGACUUCUGAAGAUGACAAUUUGUUAGAUGGUGAUACGGCAGUUGGCACUCAUUACACAAUGACAAACGGAGGGAGCAUCAACAGUUCUACACAUUUACUGGAUCUUUUGGAUGAACCAAUUCCAGGUGUUGGUACCUACGAUGAUUUCCACACGAUUGACUGGGUACGAGAGAAGUGUAAAGACAGAGAGAGGCAUCGACGGAUCAAUAGCAAAAAGAAAGAAUCAGCAUGGGAAAUGACAAAAAGUUUGUAUGAUGCGUGGUCAGGAUGGCUCGUGGUAACACUAACAGGAUUGGCAUCAGGAGCACUGGCCGGAUUAAUAGACAUCGCGGCUGAUUGGAUGACUGACCUAAAAGAGGGCAUUUGCCUCAGUGCGCUGUGGUACAACCAUGAACAGUGCUGUUGGGGAUCUAAUGAAACGACAUUUGAAGAGAGGGAUAAAUGUCCACAGUGGAAAACAUGGGCAGAACUAAUCAUAGGUCAAGCAGAGGGUCCUGGUUCUUACAUCAUGAAUUACAUAAUGUACAUCUUCUGGGCCUUGAGUUUUGCCUUUCUUGCAGUUUCCCUAGUAAAGGUGUUUGCUCCAUAUGCCUGUGGCUCUGGAAUUCCAGAGAUUAAAACUAUUUUGAGUGGAUUCAUCAUCAGAGGCUACUUGGGAAAAUGGACUUUAAUGAUUAAAACCAUCACUUUAGUACUGGCCGUGGCAUCAGGUUUGAGUUUAGGGAAAGAAGGGCCCCUGGUGCACGUUGCCUGUUGCUGUGGAAAUAUAUUUUCCUACCUCUUUCCAAAGUACAGCACAAAUGAAGCUAAGAAAAGGGAGGUGCUGUCCGCUGCCUCUGCUGCAGGUGUGUCUGUCGCCUUUGGGGCCCCGAUUGGAGGAGUGCUUUUUAGUCUGGAAGAGGUUAGCUAUUAUUUUCCUCUCAAAACUUUAUGGAGAUCAUUUUUCGCUGCUUUAGUGGCUGCCUUUGUUUUGAGAUCCAUCAACCCAUUUGGUAACAGCCGCCUCGUCCUCUUCUAUGUGGAGUACCACACGCCGUGGUACCUCUUUGAACUGUUUCCCUUUAUUCUCCUGGGGGUGUUUGGGGGGCUUUGGGGAGCCUUUUUCAUUAGGGCAAACAUUGCCUGGUGUCGUCGGCGCAAAUCCACUAAAUUUGGAAAGUACCCUGUUCUGGAAGUUAUUAUUGUUGCCGCCAUCACUGCUGUGAUAGCCUUUCCCAACCCUUACACUCGCCUCAACACCAGUGAGCUGAUCAAGGAGCUCUUCACGGACUGUGGCCCCCUGGAGUCCUCUUCCUUGUGUGACUACAGAAAUGACAUGAACGCCAGUAAGAUCGUGGACGACAUUCCCGACCGUCCAGCGGGCAGCGGCGUGUAUGCAGCCAUAUGGCAGUUGUGCUUAGCACUCAUAUUCAAAAUUAUAAUGACAGUAUUCACUUUUGGUAUCAAGGUCCCAUCAGGCUUGUUCAUCCCCAGCAUGGCCAUUGGAGCGAUCGCAGGCAGAAUUGUGGGGAUCGCGGUGGAACAACUUGCGUACUAUCACCACGACUGGUUUAUCUUUAAGGAAUGGUGUGAAGUUGGGGCUGAUUGCAUCACCCCUGGCCUUUAUGCCAUGGUUGGUGCUGCUGCAUGCUUAGGCGGUGUGACCAGGAUGACUGUCUCCUUGGUGGUCAUUGUUUUUGAGCUGACUGGAGGCUUGGAGUACAUUGUCCCCCUUAUGGCUGCAGUGAUGACGAGUAAAUGGGUUGGAGAUGCCUUUGGUAGGGAAGGCAUUUAUGAAGCGCACAUCCGACUGAAUGGCUACCCUUUCUUGGAUGCAAAAGAAGAAUUCACUCACACCACCCUGGCUGCCGACGUCAUGAGACCUCGAAGGAAUGACUCACCCUUGGCUGUGCUGACACAGGACAAUAUGACAGUGGAUGACAUAGAAACCAUGAUCAAUGAAACCAGCUACAAUGGCUUUCCUGUUAUAAUGUCAAAAGAGUCUCAAAGACUAGUGGGAUUUGCCCUCAGAAGGGACCUGACAAUUGCAAUAGAAAGCGCUAGGAAGAAGCAAGAGGGCGUCGUCGGCAGUUCUCGGGUGUGUUUUGCACAGCACACCCCGUCACUUCCAGCAGAAAGUCCUCGUCCUUUGAAACUUCGGAGCAUCCUGGACAUGAGCCCGUUUACAGUCACAGACCACACCCCGAUGGAGAUCGUGGUAGAUAUUUUCCGAAAGUUGGGUCUGAGGCAAUGCCUUGUAACUCACAACGGGAUUGUCUUGGGGAUCAUCACAAAGAAGAACAUAUUAGAGCAUCUCGAGCAACUCAAGCAGCACGUGGAGCCCCUGACGCCUCCUUGGCAUUAUAACAAAAAAAGAUAUCCUCCGUCAUAUGGCCCAGACGGCAAACCAAGACCCCGCGUCCAUAAUGUUCGACUGAGUCCCGUAGAUGAGGAGAGAGAGGAGACAGAAGAGGAAGUUCAUUUGUUGAAUAGCACAACUCUUUAGCCUGAGGGAGUCGUCUACUUUUUUUUUCUCCUUAAAAAAAGAAAUUGUAAAAGCUGGACCUUUGCAACAGGGUUUGCAAACAGUGCUGGUGGUAUGGAGGAGUUUUGUGGGGAGGGGCAGGAGAGAGAGAAGGAAAGGAGGAAUGAGGCAUUUCACCACCUCACUGAGAGCAGCAAAUCAAUUCCUCUGGUUCUGCACUGGAUGCAUUCAGCUGCGAUUUGCCGUGAUAGUGCAGGCCGAGCCUCCACGGAGCUGACACCGGAGGUCUUGAGCACCUAGCCUGUUACUCUGAUCUUGCAAAGACCCGCUAUCAGUCCCUGUUUCCGGAGGGAUUACUCUGAAUUGAGCCAUCUGUAAGACUGCAGGGUCUUGCCCUUUUUUAUCAAACUGUUCUGUUGAACUCAUGAAUUGUACAGUUAACCAUUACCUUUCUACAUUCCAGAAGAGCAUUUCUUUCUCUUUCUCCUGAGUUGUAACAAAGCCUCUUAAACUGGUGUACCCUUUGGAAGCAGUCCUUUCUCAUAUUGAGAUGUACUGAUUUUACUGAGGUCCACCCCAAGAAGGGAGCGUGCCGUGUGCCAUGAAGCAGGUAGUGUGCACCAUCGCCGUGUGCUUGGACCAUCGCACAGGUUCCACAGCCAGGCAGGUGCAACUGGUCAAACCUCAUAGGGCGUGAUUGAAAUGCCCCAGCUUGCGCCCGGCCCGGCUGAGAAUCAACCACGGAACUUGACUUUUAAGGAUACACAGGUUUUUGUUGUUGCUGUUUGGUUUGAUAUUUUUCAUCUCAGACUUUAUGGGUAAUGUGACCUGGUCUUAUGCAAGUUUUUCACUUUCGAAACUCUGACAGACAAGUGCUGCUCAGCACAAGGAAAGAAGAUGCUGCUGCGUGACCAGGGCAGAGAAGGACGUGUUCUGUCCAGCUGUGUCUGGUAUUAACUGCAUGUUAAAGACACUGGAACUUUUUCCCCUUAAAAUUAGUCAGCCUUCCCCACCCCACCCUUUCCUCAAGAUGUUUUACUGCUGACACUGGAGAAGAAAUGUAAUUCAUAACUUGCACUAAAUGUAUAUUUCUUUCCUAAAAAAUUUACCAUUCUUAUUUAUAUUUUUAUGGAUUAAAAUUUAUAAAAUACAGAUCAGUUAAUAUCUCAAUUAAGUAAUUUUACCCUCUUAAUGUGAUUUUUAUAGACUAAUCCAGACAUACAAACAUGGAGAUAGGAACAAAGUUGACAGUGAAGUUGUGGUUAUUUCUGGACGCUCCACUCUGCACAUUAACCUUUUCUGCACUUUCACUGCCAGCUCCUGCGUUCGCUCUGACUGUCCAUGUUCAUGCCUCCUUAACGGGAAGCCUGGAACACUACAAGUCACUUUUCAAAUUAAAACCAAAAGUUAAAGAAUGUUAACCCUUUAAAAUGGAAAAAUAGAAUCACUAGGUAGCGGUUAACAGUUUGGACGUCAAUACAAUCUAACCUGGGAAUCUGGGGGUGGAACGGUCAUCCGGAGGGCGGGUGACAGUGUGCACUUUUGAGCACAGGGUUGAAAAGACACGGAAGAGUGUGGGGUGGUUUUUUGGUGACAUGUCUGUUUUUAUCGUGCUUUUAAUUUACUGCGAGGAAGGGGGAUAGACUCAGAGGAACUGUCCCAAAUACUCUGAUUAUCCAUCUUUGGUAAGCAAGGGAUUUUUUGCAGACAGAUGUUUUCUAAAACACAAGAACAAAUUAACUUUUUUUCCUUCUAUUUUGGAAGGGAGUCCUCACUUUCUAGUUCUUAAUACAGGUAUGAAGGUCAUGAAGAGCUUAUAUAAGAUCGUGAAGCAAUAUUAGAAUGACAACUGAAAGUUGAGAAAAAUCCUAAGAUUUUAAAAAUCUGACAGUUUUCGUUGUGCUGUUUGCUUGAAAUCAGUAUUUUGCUAUAAUUCUGUCAUUCCUUUGGCAGACAUUGUUUUCCUCAUAGCCCCUUUGAAGUUCAUUUUGGACAUCCAGGCUCAAAUCCUUUCCGAGUGAUAAUUCUGUACCCCUCCGGCCUAAGUGGGCUUGCAGUAUGGUUGGCACUGCCAACGGAGCCUGGUGGGGCUGUGAGCCGGCAUUAGGCUGUAAACUGCCAGGUUGGCAGUUCAAACCCACCGGUUGCUCCAUGGGAGAAAUGACGCUGUCAGUGCCGUAAAGAUUGGAGGUCUUACAUAGAAUCGCUGUGAGUCAGCACUGACACUACAGUAGAGCAUUUAAUUUUGUUUUAGGCACUGCUAAGGUCUGAACUCCCCAGCCUGGCUACUGGAUAAUAUGAUUCUUGUCCUAAACUGCAAGACUUCAAAGGAGAGACCCAUUUUCAUGCACACAGUUUUAUACAUAAACUCAACUCCAUUCCCCACAUUUCCUGUUUUGAUCUCCCCUUUCCACUGGCUAGCCUGCUUUAGAGACACACAUGUUCAGGGUGAGUACUGAAGUGCUAACUUGGCUGCUUGCGUAUAGGGUUUUCAUUCCUGGUGUGUCUUACUGCUGGGACACGAGAGGGGACGUACAUUGACUGCAUUCGUUUGGUCCCUUUGGCAUGACUGCUCUGUUGCAGUUCCCGAUCCCUGGAGCUAUGCCUGCUUUUAAACCCAACCAUGACAUGGUAGACACCGGAAAUAACAUGUGCCUGGCCAAUUGGCAGAUGAACUGGCCAGUAUGAUUAAGUAUAGCGCCUUAUUUGUCUCCCCAUGUUGAGGAAGGUACUGUGAAAAUGGGUGUCGCCAUCUUCUCAUCCAUGAUUGUUUUCAGAUUUGGUUCAUGAAGAAUGCUCAGUGUACUUAAUCUGUGACAUUGCCUAACCUGUAUUUAUCUGUUUUUACUUAUAGUAGUGUAGUAAAGCUGCCUAUCAUUACAGUGAAAUGGAUUGCUGUAAUGAGCUAAUCAAAGUCUAUUAAAAUCUCUAUGACAAUG
Molecule: messenger RNA, 6052 nt
Organism: Echinops telfairi (small Madagascar hedgehog)
Lineage: Eukaryota; Metazoa; Chordata; Mammalia; Afrosoricida; Tenrecidae
Gene: CLCN3
Product: chloride voltage-gated channel 3
Exons: 14
Coding region: 534-3134 (866 amino acids)
Biological process (GO): chloride transport; transmembrane transport
Cellular component (GO): synaptic vesicle; membrane; early endosome
Molecular function (GO): voltage-gated chloride channel activity
Source: RefSeq, a predicted model, not a curated record